AACUGUGUCUUCCGGUCACACUGUUAUUCAGUUGCAUAAACAGUCGACCAAAAAGAAAAACAAAUAGAAUGUCGUUUAGUAUAAUGCAAAAGCUUUCAUUGCAAUGCCUAAAGGCUGAUCAACCGCUCAUAACAACAAUACGAAACGCCAGCAAAAAGACCGGCGGUAGCACGCGGAACAAGAAGGGCCAUCCGCGUCCGAAACAUCGUGGUUGGCGAGUGCAAGACGGCCACUAUGUGUCCCAUGGAACCAUUUUGGCUACCCAACUAACGACCCGCUUUCAUCCCGGAUUGAAUGUGGGCCUUGGACGUAAUGGCACAUUAUUUGCCAUAGAACAUGGCAAAGUUGUAGUCAGCUGUGAGCCCAUUGAUCCAAACUGGGAUCACACCUGGAUUCAGCGCAACUAUGCUGGUCGCCAAGACCAAACUAUUCAUAAGAAAUUUUUCAAUGUAAUUCCUGAGAAGCAGCAUCAGCGUUUCCGUCUUGUGGAUGAAAUCUAAAUUGAUAUUAAAAUGUAUUUAAAAAUCA
This is a messenger RNA of Drosophila mojavensis, 528 nucleotides long. RefSeq names its product 50S ribosomal protein L27 (gene mRpL27). The record is from RefSeq and is a predicted model, not a curated record. Gene Ontology annotation, molecular function: structural constituent of ribosome. Lineage: Eukaryota; Metazoa; Arthropoda; Insecta; Diptera; Drosophilidae. The transcript is spliced from 3 exons. Gene Ontology annotation, biological process: translation. Gene Ontology annotation, cellular component: ribosome; mitochondrial large ribosomal subunit. The coding region runs from base 69 to 500 and encodes 143 amino acids.